Molecule: messenger RNA, 1869 nt
Organism: Carcharodon carcharias (great white shark)
Lineage: Eukaryota; Metazoa; Chordata; Chondrichthyes; Lamniformes; Lamnidae
Product: cytochrome P450 2J1-like
Exons: 9
Coding region: 65-1567 (500 amino acids)
Biological process (GO): arachidonate metabolic process; xenobiotic metabolic process
Cellular component (GO): cytoplasm; intracellular membrane-bounded organelle
Molecular function (GO): oxidoreductase activity, acting on paired donors, with incorporation or reduction of molecular oxygen, reduced flavin or flavoprotein as one donor, and incorporation of one atom of oxygen; iron ion binding; heme binding
Source: RefSeq, a predicted model, not a curated record
GCAGCAGUUAGUCUGUGCAGCUGCCUCGAUACAGACAAGAAGGUUGUUUAGUUUAAUUUUCUACAUGGUUCCCAAAAUCUCUGAGACACUUCCCUACUUUUCCUUGGCUUGGCUCUGGAUAUGGAUAGCAGUUGUGCUUUUACUCUUGUUUGUCCUGCGUCUUGUGAGGAGCAGGAGACCAGUUAGCUUCCCACCUGGGCCCAUCAACCUCAGCUUCCUGGGGAAUUUCCUGCAGCUUUCUCCUGCAGCACCUCACCAGUCCUUGAAGAAGCUGGGAAGGAAAUAUGGUAACAUAUUCAGCCUGUCCCUGGGAGCAGAGUUUUUGCUGAUAUUGGAUGGCUCCUCGAUUGUCAGAGAAGCAUUGGUACAUCACGGUGAGGCUUUCUCUGGAAGACCCAUUUCACCACUAUUCCUGCGACUCAAAGGGCCACACGGGAUUACAUUUUCCAACGGCAGUGAGUGGAGAGAACAACGCCGCUUUGCUGUGUCACAUCUCAGCAAUUUGCUCCCUCAGGUGAAACCCUGGAUCAUGUCAGAAGCCCGAAGUCUGAGUGCGCGAUUUGCAGAACACCAUGAUGAGCCCUUUGACCCCCAUUUGGAUAUCAGCCAGUCCGUCUACAGCGCAAUGUACCAAGUGUUGUUUGGUCAUCAUCUCGACUACAGUGACCCAAACUUCAGGGCUUUCAUGCAGCAUUCCAAGAACAUAGCAGCAGUUAUACCCUGUGUAAGCGUAAAGCUGUAUAACCUAUUGCCGACAGUGAUGCAGUUCAUGCCAGGAGCACAUCAGAGGCUGUUUGCAGAAUGGGAUCAACUGGUGUCCAUCCUCUUGGAGCAAGUACAACAUCAUCAACUGAGCAGAAACCCUGAGACUCCACGAGAUUUCACUGAUUGUUACUUAAAUAAGAUGGAGAAGGUGAGUGGUGAUGGAAAUUCCACCUUCACUAUGAAGAACCUGAUUGCCUGCGCCACUGAUUUGAUUAUGGGUGGCACUGAAACCAUUGUGUCGGUGUUGCGGUGGUUGGUGCUCUACAUGACGGCAUAUCCAUCCAUCCAAGACAAGGUUCAUCAUGAGAUUGACAUCAUGAUUGGGCGGCACAAGGAGCCAUCCUGGAUGGAUCGAGUGAAAUUGCCAUACACAAACGCCGUAAUACACGAGGUCCUGAGACUGGGGAACAUCAUCCCUUUGAAUGUUCCGAGACAGACAACCAGGGAUGUGCAGCUGAAAGGAUACAGGAUCCCAAAGGGCACUACAGUCAUCCCAUCCCUCACUGGUGUGCUCUUUGAUGGGAAACAAUGGGAAUCACCCAACGUCUUUAACCCUAACCGGUACCUGGCUGCAAAUGGACAGUUCUGUCCAGUGGAUGCACAUCUCCCAUUUUCUACAGGGCACCGUAUGUGCAUUGGAGUAAGGCUGGCUGAGAUGGAGAUCUUCUUAUUCUUCACUGCUCUUAUGCAGUAUUUUCACAUUGAGGCUGCAGGAAGGGACUAUCCUUUGGAUCUUCAUGGUGUUUAUGGAGCCACACUUGCCCCCAAGGCCUACCGCAUAUGUGUCCACCGUCGAAAAUAAGGCAUAAACUCCUCCAUUUCCGUUACUCUUUCAGGAUGAUAGUUUUAUAAUUUGUGGGUAGAUUAUUCUGUGCUUUACAUUGCUGAGCCAAUCCCUUAACACAGCUGAAUAACAGUGCAAAAAACUCACUUUGUUGCCAGUCUUUCAAACCCUCAAUGUAUUCCAACUGAGUUACAAUCACUGAAAUGCUUGUAUGUUGCAGCCAUUACUGGAACAAUCUGUGCAUGUUCACCAAAACUAAAGAGAAAAAAUACCAAUUUUUGUGAUGUUGUCUGAUGAGUAAAUAAGAGAAAAUGUACCAA